UUUUUUUUUUGGGAUUAAUUUGUAGCGUCUGAAUUCCAUUUCUCGUGGAACAGGAAACCAAAACUUGAGGAGGCAGAGCCAGCAGUAAGCUGACUCGGAAAAAUGGGGAUGGAAGCGCACGACGAGUUGAUGACCGACGGAUCGGACUCUGCCGAGAGAAGAUCCCGAGCCCCGAGGCUGUUCAUCAAAGAGAUGGUCAUGAGGAACUUUAAAUCAUACGCCGGCGAACAACGCGUGGGCCCUUUCCACAAGAGCUUUUCAGCAGUGGUUGGACCGAAUGGAAGUGGUAAAAGCAACGUGAUAGAUGCAAUGUUGUUUGUGUUCGGGAAGCGAGCUAAGCAGAUGCGACUUAACAAAGUUUCAGAGCUCAUUCACAAUUCAACUAAUCACCAAAAUUUGGAGAAUGCUGGUGUUUCUGUACAUUUCCAGGAAAUCGUUGAUCUGGAUGAUGGAUCAUAUGAAGCUGUUUCAGGGAGUGAUUUUGUGAUUAGCCGGGUUGCCUUUCGUGAUAACUCCUCUAAGUAUUAUAUCAAUGACCGUCCAAGUAAUUUUACUGAAGUUACCAAGAAACUGAAAGGGAAAGGAGUUGACCUUGACAACAACCGUUUUUUGAUUCUCCAGGGUGAAGUUGAGCAGAUUUCACUUAUGAAGCCAAAAUCUCAAGGACCUCAUGAUGAGGGUUUUCUUGAAUAUCUUGAGGACAUAAUUGGGACUAACAAGUAUGUUGAAAAAAUUGACGAAUCAUACAAGCAGCUAGAAUCACUAGAUGAGAGCAGGUCUGGGGUGGUGCAAAUGGUUAAGUUGGCAGAGAAAGAAAGAGAUGGCUUAGAGGACGUGAAGAAUGAAGCAGAAGCAUACAUGCUGAAAGAGUUGUCACUUUUGAAAUGGCAAGAGAAAGCCACUAAAUUGGCCCAUGAAGAUACUGAUAUAAAUAUGGUUGAAUUACAAGAAAAUGUUUCCAGUUUAGAAGAAAAUCUGAAGACUGAAAGGGAGAAGAUACGAGAAAGUAACAAAAUGUUGAAGGAGCUUGAAACUGUGCACAACAAGUACAUGAAGAGACAAGAGGAACUUGAUAAUCAACUCAGAAGUUGUAAGGAAGAGUUUAAGGAGUUUGAACGCCAGGAUGUCAAAUAUCGGGAAGAUUUGAAGCACAUGAAGCAAAAGAUCAAGAAACUUGAGGAUAAACUGGAAAAGGAUUCAUCAAAGGCUGUUGACUUAGAAAAGGAGUGUGAAGACUCGACAAAUCUGAUCCCUAUAUUUGAGGAAAAUAUUCCAAAACUGCAAAAGCUCUUGCUGGAUGAGGAGAAAGUCUUAGAGGAAAUUAAAGAGAAUUCUAAAGUUGAAACCGAGAGAUAUCGUGCUAAGCUCGCAAAAGUUCGUGCUGAAUUAGAUCCUUGGGAAAAGCAACUGAUUGAACAUAAAGGAAAACUUGAAGUUGCAUGUACAGAAAGCAAGCUGUUGAGUGAUAAGCAUGAAGCUGGUCGUUUAGCAUUUGAAGAUGCUCAAAAGCAGAUGGACAAUAUAGUGGGGAAAAAAGAAGCAAAAACUGCAAGCAUUGCAAAUAUUCAAUCAGAUAUAGGAAAGAACCAGCUUGAGGCAUUGGAAGCUCGUAAACUGGAACAAGAAUGCAUCAAAGAACAAGAUGCACUGAUUCCUAUUGAACAAACUGCAAGACAGAAGGUUGCAGAACUAAAGUCUAUCCUUGACUCUGAGAAGAGUCAGGGAUCAGUUCUGAAAGCAAUCCUGCAGGCUAAGGAGUCCAAUCAAAUUGGGGGAAUAUAUGGUCGAAUGGGUGAUCUUGGUGCUAUUGAUGCAAAAUAUGAUGUUGCCAUAUCAACAGCAUGUUCAGGACUUGACUAUAUUGUAGUGGAAACAACCAGUGCUGCACAAGCUUGUGUUGAGCUACUUCGGAGGGAGAAUCUUGGCAUUGCAACUUUCAUGAUAUUGGAGAAGCAAGUUGCUCUUUCACCCAAGUUGAAGGAGAAAAUAAGCACUCCGGAGGGAGUUCCACGCCUUUUCGAUUUAAUUAAAGUUCAGGAUGAAAGAAUGAAGCUUGCCUUCUUUGCGGCAUUGGGAAACACUGUCAUAGCUAAGGAUCUUGACCAGGCAACACGUAUUGCAUACAAUGGAAACAAAGAAUUUCGACGCGUGGUAACACUUGAUGGUGCACUUUUUGAAAAAUCUGGUACAAUGAGUGGUGGGGGAAGUAAGCCUCGUGGUGGUAAAAUGGGGACAUCUAUUCGAGCUGCAAGUGUGUCGGGAGAAGCUGUUGCAAAUGCUGAGAAGGAACUGUCUACAAUGGUUGAAAAGUUAAAUAGCAUCCGGAAAAGAAUUGCCGAGGCUGUGCGAUGUUACCAGACAUCAGAAAAAGAAGUUGCAUUCUUGGAGAUGGAAUUAGCUAAAACCCAGAAAGAGAUUGACAGUUUGAAUUCACAACAUCGUUAUCUUGAAAAACAACUUUGUUCCCUGGAGGCUGCAUCACAACCUGGGAAGGAUGAGCUUGAUAGGUUGAAGGAGCUCAAGGAAUUAAUUUCUAAUGAAGAAAAGGAGAUCGAUAAACUCAUCAAAGGGUCUAAAGAGCUGAAGGAGAAGGCUUUGGAGCUUCAGAAUUCUAUCGAAAAUGCUGGUGGUGAAAGGUUGAAAGCACAGAAGUUAAAGGUCAAUAGGAUUCAAGCUGAUAUUGACAAAAAUAGCACAGAGAUCAACCGCCACAGAGUUCAGAUAGAAACUGGUCAAAAAUUGAUGAAAAAAUUAACAAAAGGUAUUGAGGACUCAAAGAAGGAGAAAGAGAGACUUGUUGAGGAGAAGGAGAAAUUGAGAAGUGUCUUCAAAGAAAUAGAGCAGAAAGCAUUCACUGUUCAAGAGAAUUAUAAAAAAACACAGGAGCUGAUUGAUCAACAUAAAGAUGCGUUAGAUAAAGCAAAAUGUGAUUACGACAAAGUGAAAAAGACCGUCGAUGAAUUACGUGCAUCUGAGGUUGAUGCCGACUACAAGUUACAAGACUUGAAGAAAGCAUACAAGGAGUUGGAAUUGAAGGGGAAGAGUUACAUGAAAAGGCUUGAUGAUUUGCGAACUACCCUUGCAAAGCAUCUGGAACAAAUUCGGAAAGAUUUAGUGGACCCUGAAAAGCUUCAGGUGACUUUGACAGAUGUAAGUCUCAGUGAGGCUUGUGACCUAAAGAGUGCCCUUGAAAUGGUAGCAUUGCUGGAAGCCCAACUGAAGGAGAUGAAUCCAAAUCUUGAUUCAAUCUCAGAAUUUCGGAGAAAGGUUUCGUUAUAUAAUGACCGAGUUGAGGAACUAAACAAGGUCACUCAACAGCGUGAUAACAUAAAGAAGCAGUAUGAUGAAUGGAGGAAGAAGAGAUUGGAUGAGUUCAUGGCAGGAUUCAAUGCAAUAUCUUUGAAGCUAAAGGAGAUGUAUCAGAUGAUCACACUUGGAGGCGAUGCAGAACUUGAGCUAGUGGACUCUUUGGAUCCUUUCUCUGAAGGUGUUGUUUUCAGUGUUAGACCACCAAAGAAGAGCUGGAAGAAUAUCGCAAAUUUAUCGGGUGGUGAAAAGACACUCAGCUCACUGGCCCUUGUUUUUGCACUUCAUCACUACAAGCCAACUCCGCUUUAUGUGAUGGAUGAAAUUGAUGCUGCUCUGGACUUCAAAAAUGUUUCUAUUGUUGGGCAUUAUGUGAAGGACAGGACAAAGGAUGCUCAGUUUAUAAUCAUAAGCCUGAGAAACAACAUGUUUGAAUUGGCCGAUCGACUCGUAGGUAUCUACAAGACUGAUAAUUGCACCAAGAGCAUUACAAUUAACCCAGGGAGUUUUGUAGUAUGUGAAAAAGCUGCCUGACGAUGAGUUUGGUUUUACUGGCAUUCCUUGAUUAGCGGUCCCCAUGUCAGGAUCUCAUCUAUUUAUUCGAUUCUAUUCUAACCAGCUUACAGAUAUCAACUGCAUAUUUAAUUUUUGAUAUGUAUUAUGUAUAGCAGCUUUUCCUUUUAGGCACAAUUAGUGUAUGAAGCUGACACGAAUCGACGCUAAAUAACAAAGUCCUGAACAUUGUCCAAACAAAAAUAGGUUUGCUGCCAGUAGUGCGCCUAUAACAUCUUUGGUGGUGCCCUUCCCUUCUAAAGCUUGAGAUCGAGAGACAUGAAUAUGUAAGUUGCUGGAGUUCCAUAAAUCUCAAGGCCGUUUUACUUC
Juglans regia (Persian walnut) is the source of this 4188-nucleotide messenger RNA. Its product is annotated as structural maintenance of chromosomes protein 4. Gene Ontology annotation, cellular component: chromosome. The record is from RefSeq and is a predicted model, not a curated record. NCBI's taxonomy places the organism in Eukaryota, Viridiplantae, Streptophyta, Magnoliopsida, Fagales, Juglandaceae. Gene Ontology annotation, biological process: mitotic chromosome condensation. The transcript has 28 exons. The coding region runs from base 103 to 3840 and encodes 1245 amino acids. Gene Ontology annotation, molecular function: ATP binding; ATP hydrolysis activity; protein binding.